AUGAUCUAUCAGUCGAACCAUCAAGCACCCACGAUGUCAUCUACUAAGAAAACAUCGCCCAGACUGCAGCAUCGCAAUCUGCAAGCGUUCCCGGGCAAGUGUGCAAGGACGAAGCGAGCAAACGAUCGGACGAUCAACGACGAGAGAUGCAAAGGGAGAUGCAGGGUACAGUGGAGCGAAAAACACGUGAAGGAAGGCUUGGUCCUCGUCCAGGAGACGCAGCUCGCCAAAGUAGUCAAGACGGAACCCAUCACGGAACGCUACGAGAUUGGUUCAACACCGUUUGCGAGCGGUCAGUGGGCAAAAGUCUAUCGCUGCAGAUCGCGAUCAACUGGUAUACCUUACGCAGCCAAGUAUUCGUCUAGAAAUCGAUUCAACGCCGAUUGCAGCGCGGAACUGAGACACGAGAUCGCCUUGUUAUCCCUAUGUUCGCAAUCGCCACGUGUUGUCCGGCUACACGAUGUUUACGAGACGCCAAAGGAAAUUAUUUUGGUCAUGGAAUACGCGCCCGGAGGUGAUCUGCAGACGCUCAUCGAUGGCGAUUUGGUGCCUCUCGAAGGUGACGUCGUACAUUUUGUGCGGCAGCUAGUGGAAGGACUCGUCUACCUCCACGAGAGAAAUAUCGCCCAUUUGGACAUCAAGCCUCAAAAUCUGGUCAUGAUGGGUUCCUUCCCGGAUUGCGAUGUUAAAUUGUGCGAUUUCGAAAUCUCGAGAGUUAUUCUCGAGGGCACUGAGGUACGCGAGAUUCUUGGCACGCCGGAUUAUGUGGCGCCCGAAAUACUGCAUUAUGAACCGAUCACGCUGGCAGCCGAUAUGUGGUCACUCGGUGUCACAACUUAUGUAUUGCUAACAGGCUUCUCGCCUUUCGGCGGCGAAACCGACCAGGAAACUUUUCGGAACAUAUCCUUGGGGGAGGUGGAUUUUCCCGAGGAAUUGUUCGAGGAUAUCUCGGCGCAGGCAAAGGACUUUGUCGCGAAGCUCUUGGUGUUAGACCCGAGUGCACGAAUGACAGCGAAGCAAUGCCUGCGCCACGAUUGGCUACGCGGUGCCCCGAUGCAAGCGUCGCCUCAUCUACGAAGAUAUCUGUCCAAGUCGCGUGAAGUUCUCCUGGAACGAGUCGUUAGUCGGGAGAAUCUGAGACGAGCUGCGCUGAUAAGUCAAACAACUAGCCAGGCAAGUCUCUGCCAGGCGGAUCUCCAGAACGAUCAGAAUUCUCAUCAGCAGCAUCAUCAACAGGGGCAGUUGCAAGACUGCCUACUGAGUCAGAGCGAAAUGUGUUUGACUCACCAUCUCACGGAAAGCCGUUUAAGUUUGGCGGGUAGCGAGGAAUUUCCUAGCCCGGUAGAUUCUCAGGUCAGCUUAGAGUCUUCCAGGACCAACUUGAGUUACGCGAGUCAGAGUUGUCUGUUGAAUCAAGAGCAGACGAAAGGAUUAUUGAGUAAAGCUCAGAGCCGGUCCCAGGCUAAUUUGAAUCAAGGUCUGAGCCGCGGAAUACUCUCGAGGAUACGCAGUCUGAAUCGCGUUCAGUCUCAGGCGUGUCUGCUGAAUGGAUCUGCGGCGAUCGGUUACGAGGAGAUUGCCGCAAUGAACCUUGUUAUCAGUAAAUCUCGCGAGAAACUGUAUGGCUUGAGAUCCUUGUCGAAAUCCCAGGGUGUCCUGGAUAUUUACAAAAGCCUGGAAUGCCUGAAGCGUCGAAGGAAGAGUUACCAACGCGCCAAAACCGAAGAUAUGCUCUCAAUUUUAAAGCAAUUCAGCGCUGAGAUCGCGUCCUCCAGACUUGUACCGUCAAUGAGCGAUGAUCGUAUAGUUACUAAUGUAACAUCAAAGACUGAUUUAAUAUCCGAUAAGAUUGAGAAAAUUAAUCAAGAUAUACCAACAAUUGUGUCGACGAAUCCAAAGAUACCGAGUGGUUUCAACGAUGAUAAUCGAGAUAACUUGUACAUGUCAUCGAAUAACACGAAACGUGAAGCAAAGAAUAUAGAUGAAUUACAGAUCCCGAAGAAGCUCACCUCGGAAUCUGAAGAGAAUCUAGAUUCCUUAAAGUCAGUCGAGUCGGACACCUUGACGGAAGAUUCCGAUGAGAUGCCGUUGAGACGCGAGGCGAAACAUGAUAGUUUAGUUAACAAACACCAUUGCGAACGUCAAUAUUCUAACGUUUCUAGCCAUUCCAAUAAUUCAGCAAUGUCCGAUGAUAAGGAGGAUCGUUCGACGGAAUCGGAAAACGAUGAGCCAAAAUAUACGGUGGCGCAGCUGGUCUCCGCAUUCAACAAACACCAGGAGGUCGCUUCGAGGACGAGCCUGAAAGCAAUCAUGUCCGAGAGACGAAUUAACGAGGUAAUAUUCCCGACCGGCACGAAAGCUUUACGUCUCUUUAUCCCGGACAUUAACAUCACUGAAAAUAAGAUCGUCAGACGAAAGACGAGCUAUAAGCCGCGAAAGAAUUGGGAGGAACUUAGAAAACGCAACGAGAAAAACGAAGGUGUUUUAAAGAAUCGUGAUAACGAGGGUGUUGAUAAUAAGACUUGGAACGAGCUCAGCGAGCGAAAAGAGAAUCAGGAAGAUUCUGUGAAGGUUCUCGAAGAGAAUGUUGCUACUAUUUCAGAGUUAAUCAGUCAGAAUGAAGAUACGAAUUUACCUUUGGAUCAUUGCUCGCUUUUGCAGUCUGAAGAGGGUAAUGAACAGUCCUUUAUCGAUACCAUAAAUACUGGAAGCAAUCUCGAUAUCACGAUAGAUGAAAAAUAUAAACAGUGCGUGAAGGGUGCUAUGUCUGGCAAAAUUGAAACGUCUGCAAAGAAUCAAAAGCGAAAUCUAAAACCAUUAGAAACGCAACAUAAGAUUACUAUUUCAAUUCGCCAAAAGGAGAGAUUGCCUAAUUAUAUAUAUCCAGACGUAACUUUGAAAGAUGACAAUCACGAAGUGCCUAAAAAAACAUCUGUCAUCGCGACUAACGGAAAAUCCGGAUCUAGAAUCGGAUCUAAGAUUGAACGAAAUAAAUCAAAUUGUGGCACUACAAAUGUAAAUCUCAAAGAUAUUUUGCAGCGGGUAGACAGUUUCAAAAAUACUCCUAAAGAAAAUUUAGAAAAUCUCAGAAAGAGAACGUCGAUCGCGAAGAUUAUCUUGAACGACAAUCUUGUCCAUGAUAAUCAAGACGGUUAUGAGACGAGUUCUUGUGCGAAGAAUGAACCAUCGUUGACCGACAGACAACCGGAAGAGCGAACGAAGCUGACGGUUCCGCCAUCCUUUAUCCGAUCCUCCUCUUUGUCGAGCGACAGCAGUUGCCCCACGCCAUCCAGCAUGCAAUCCGAUAUAAAUGUAUCGUCGUGGGAGGACGUCCAAGUCGCUGCGGGUUCAAGCACAUCUCUGGAAAAAGAAGACGUUUGCAGAGUCGCGAAAAAGAGUGAUAUCCAGGGGACGUUCAGCGAGGGAAGAAACAGACAAUAUACGGAAGAACGAAAAGGGGUCUGGGGUCGGAUCUGUACCGGCUCUUACAUCAGAGCCAUGGAAAAGUUUAGCGGCAAAAAUGUAGACGCUGCGAGGAAGUCAACAGGUUCAACGAUUCUCGCGGAACAGACGGAAAAAACCAGACGGAAAAGCAGUUCCGCGAUGCCGCGAAUUAUAUAAAUCUUUAAGUAUCUUCACCUUUAGAUGAUUGCUGUUUAAAGUAUAAUAUGCAAAAGCAUUUCGAACAUUGCAAAGUCUAUUUUAUGUUCCUGAAGAAAUGCAAUCCUUCAUUUGCAAUGCGACGUGGAACGGAAGAGAGUGAGGAUGAAGAUUGAUCGAUAUCUUUUUUCCGGAGUAUCUUAAUCGCGCGGCAAGAUGGAAGAUAAUGCUCUUGCGAUCUUGAGAAGCGUAACCAUGAGCAAGGACCUUGGGCAUUAGAACUCCGUUAUAACGCCGCAUGCCGAUCGGAAUGCAGAUACGCGUGUCAGCGCGUUUCUAUUGAUGAGACAGCCCGUUAGUUAUUAACAUCCCACUCGAUCGAGUAUCGAUCAGUGCAUUGAUCGAUAACAAUACACGAAUAAUAUCGAUGCGUAAUAAGACGAUAAUGUUUUUAAA
Camponotus floridanus (Florida carpenter ant) is the source of this 4056-nucleotide messenger RNA. RefSeq names its product serine/threonine-protein kinase GIN4. The coding region runs from base 1 to 3621 and encodes 1206 amino acids. Gene Ontology annotation, molecular function: protein serine/threonine kinase activity; ATP binding. The transcript is spliced from 7 exons. Gene Ontology annotation, biological process: positive regulation of apoptotic process; intracellular signal transduction; protein phosphorylation. The record is from RefSeq and is a predicted model, not a curated record. Gene Ontology annotation, cellular component: nucleus. NCBI's taxonomy places the organism in Eukaryota, Metazoa, Arthropoda, Insecta, Hymenoptera, Formicidae.